Cucurbita pepo subsp. pepo (vegetable marrow) is the source of this 763-nucleotide messenger RNA. RefSeq lists its product as uncharacterized. The record is from RefSeq and is a predicted model, not a curated record. Lineage: Eukaryota; Viridiplantae; Streptophyta; Magnoliopsida; Cucurbitales; Cucurbitaceae.
UUUCUUUUUCUUUUUUCUCUCUCUACCUCUCGUAUCUUCGCCGAUCGACGGAACCCAGUCCACCGUCUUCUGCUGCAAUCUCACGCCGCCACGCCAACCUCCGUCGUCGUCCGCAGUGCCUUCAACUCUUCUACGCUCGCCGUUGAGAUGGGUUUGUUGUCCACAGCAAGAAGAAUGGCAUGGAGGCAGAUUACACUGCAACCAUACUCAGCUCCUUUAUUUGCUAGAUUCUUUUCUAAAUCUACCCCAUAUGUCGUAAAGGUGGGAAUACCAGAGUUUUUAAACGGUGUUGGACAUGGGGUUGAGUCACAUGUGCCUAAACUUGAAUCAGAGAUUGGCGAUUUCCAGAAGCUGCUUGUUACUCGCACACUUGAGCUAAAAAAACUUGGAAUUCCAUGCAAACAUAGGAAGCUGAUAUUGAAGUACACACAUAAGUACAGGCUUGGACUAUGGAGGCCCCGAGCUGAUUUGGUGAAGGCCUGAUGGUUUUAACAAUGGGUUCAUGAGGUGAAUUGAAUGAUUUGGCUGAUCCCUGGACCUCAGUUUGAAUUGAAUUGAAUUGAAUGAUUCUUCAUGUUACUGCUUUUUUAAUUCUUUCUAUGCUAAUAUAAUAUGUGCUCUAUUCCUUGUCCUUCCUUGCUAAUAUUUAAUCAGCAACUCUUUGUUGGGGUUACAUAUGUAUAUGCAUACGAUUUGAUGGUGAUCAAGUUGCGAUGGUGAACUUAAUUUCAAGAUAUAAGGCUUUCCUAUUAUAACAGGUUGU